Messenger RNA from Acaulospora colombiana, 1276 nucleotides. NCBI's taxonomy places the organism in Eukaryota, Fungi, Glomeromycota, Glomeromycetes, Diversisporales, Acaulosporaceae. The record is from the annotation of a GenBank genome assembly.
AAUUCUUGAUGAAUAUCCCGAUGAGUUACAGAUUUUUCGUGAGAUUCUUCAGAAUUCCGAUGAUGCAAAAAGUCGGCAGCAAAUAUUCAUCCUUGAUCGUAAUAGCUAUCCUACUCAAACUCUAUUUGAGCCUGAUUAUGAAGGACCGAAUAGAACGAAUCUGAAAUUGAAUCGGUAUCAAGGUCCGGCUUUAAUAUCUAGAAGCGAUGCAAUUUUUGAAGCACGGGAUUUUAAGACACUAUUUAAAUUAGUCGAUAGCGAGAAAAAUGAUCAAUUCGAUAGGAUCGGAGUGAAGGGCAUUGAUUUUAAUUCAGUAUAUCAUAUUACCGAUUCUCCAUCGCUUAUUAUCAGCGAUUGUUAUGUAAUUUUUGAUCCACAUGAAUGGUAUUAUGAUGGUGGUAUCAAAUGCAACUUUAUUGAAAAGGCCGUAGAUUAUCCCGAUCAAUUUGCUCCAUUCAGAAUCCCUUGUGACCGUAAAUUUGAAGGAACCUUGUUUCGAUACCCACUACGAACUUCUGAAGAUUCUAUUGACUCGAUAAUUUCAAAGAAAGUGUAUAGGCCCGAGGAUAUUUUAGAGAUGUUCGAAAAAUUUUAUCAAAAUGAAGGAAUUAAUUGCUUACUUUUCUUAAAAUAUGUCGAAGUCAUUAAAUUUUAUGAAUUAAGUGAGGGGGAAACUGAGCCAAAUUUACUUUACGAGAUUAACAUUGAAAAUGCGUGUGAAAUUAGGCCGAGGCGUCGGCUGAUGGCGAGAAAUAUAUUAUCGAUGAUGGAAUUGUUAGAGAAAAAUCCAAAUAAGAUCACCACGUUAGAAUCAGCAUUUACCGUGACAUUUUACCAGAAGAAAGGUCAAGCUGUACCAGAAAGAAAUCAAUAUCUAAUCUUUAAUUGGCUUGGAAAUUUAAAUACGGUGUAUAAAUAUUUUCAAGAGAAUUUCAAAAAGGAUAUUAGAGAAUGCAAUUUCGUACCAAACGUCGGCCUUGCUAUACGACUUGGCGAUCAAAAAUCAAACGGGAGGCUUUUCCGUUUUUUGCCACUUCCAAUAUCUACGCCGUUCCAAGCCUCGAUACAUGGAUAUUUUGCGGUCAAUGCGAACAGAACACUUUGGUCUCUGGCGGACAAUGAAUAUUUAGCUGCUGAUUCGCUUGCAAGGCUUAAUGUGUCUUGGAAUAAAUAUCUUUUCGAUAAGGUUCUUCCGGAAGCGUGGGCAAGGUUUUUAGUUAUACUUCAAGACGAAUAUUCAAACAUCCAAUCAACCGAAUUAGAUAAUUUUUGGCCA